CCUAAAGUUAAAUUGGACUAACCAAAAGUCAAUUUUAGCCAGUAAAAUAACCCUUCCUUAUCCCGUUAUUAAACCAAGAAAAAUUGCGGUUGUCAAAGACGACUUGCCUGAGGAUAUUCUGGCUAAUUUACCCGCUGACCCUAAUCUCGAUUUACUAACCACUAACGAAUUAGAAAAAAGCAUUAUGGGACGCAAGAAAUCCCAAUGA
Molecule: messenger RNA, 208 nt
Organism: Racocetra persica
Lineage: Eukaryota; Fungi; Glomeromycota; Glomeromycetes; Diversisporales; Gigasporaceae
Source: the annotation of a GenBank genome assembly